AUGGGACGACCCAAGACGAUACCACUUGAAGGCUGUACAUUUGAUGAUGAUUUACAGGUGGACUUGGAUUUUUCGAUUCCCUUCCUUUCUAUACCAGUGAAGCCUACUGUGGAUAACGUUUUCGGAUCUAUUGGCAUACCGACAGUGAACAUUAACCUACCAGCUCUCGUGCUAGGGGGUGGAGUGGUCAUCGCCUCAACUUUCCUACUCCCACUCUUGUUCAAGAGCUACGCGCACCAUCCACCAUACGACAGAUACGCUAAGAUAUUGGAGCACACUCAAUUCGGGGCCGACGGUGUACUGGAGUUCGCUAGUAGCGUGCUGGGUGGCGGCGUGCAAGGUUGCGCGCUCCGGGUUGCCUGCUGGUCCGGCCAACGCGACCACGAAGACGGGGCCAAGUUCUGGACUGGAGUUAUGAGUAACCAACUGGUGUCCACCCUGGUAAACUCUACGGCGGUGGAAGACGCCAUCGCAUCAGGCCGGCGCGGCCGGGACUGCUCUGUGUACGCCCCCUGCCCGCUCACGGCAGAACACUACCCCGUGCUUAUGAAGAAUUUGAUGCAACUGUCUAAUAAUACUAGUUAAAUUAUAGGCUGAGGCUCCAUUUACAUG
This is a messenger RNA of Cydia fagiglandana, 612 nucleotides long. RefSeq lists its product as uncharacterized. Lineage: Eukaryota; Metazoa; Arthropoda; Insecta; Lepidoptera; Tortricidae. The record is from RefSeq and is a predicted model, not a curated record. The coding region runs from base 1 to 585 and encodes 194 amino acids. The transcript has 5 exons.